AGAACUCGAUUCAUUAUUUCUCAUGAUCGCCUAUCUACCUCGACAGAAACACUUCACCUGUCUUCGCUGCAGUCAUGUCAGCGUGUUGCAUAUGUGACCUCGUGCAAUCACUAAGUCAGCUUGUCUCCUAUGUAUCACGUGCUUAUAGUGGCGUCCAAAAUGGUUUAUCCCGGGUACCGUGACAGUCUUUGGCUUUUAUAGGUGAGUAGUUCUGAGGCGUCGCCUGAAGAUUCCCAUCACUUUACUCUUCUACAAUGGCCCAAGCUGCUAAGGUACCUGCAAAUAGUGCACCAUAUGCCGAUCUACCCCCUAUCAGUACAGCGUUGUUUGAAGCCAAGGCCAGGAAGGGUCUGACAUUCGACGAUGUUGCCAAGGCCAUCGGAAGAGAUGAAAUAUGGGUAGCAGCAGCUUUCUACGGUCAGGCCAAGUUAUCUCCAGACGAAAUAGACUCUCUUGCCAAAGUUCUCGACAUCCCAACUGUUAACAUCCAGAACGAGUUGGGUGCCCACUGGUGGCCUAGUCGCGGUCUCGGCCCAGUUCCCCCGACUGAUCCUGUCAUCUACCGUUUGUAUGAGAGUGUUUUGGUAUAUGGCCAUGCCAUUAAGGCUGUCGUUCAUGAGAAGUUUGGAGAUGGUAUUAUGUCGAUGAUCGACUGCAAAGUCAAUGUUGAGAAGAAGCCGGACCCGAAGGGAGACCGUGUAUUACUCACCUUUGACGGAAAGUUUUUGCCAUAUGCUAAAUGGUAGAAAUGCAAAUUUAUUGGUACCUAUCCAUUUUGUAACGUUAGUAGUCGGCAACAAAGAAGAAGAACCUUUCUUUCAGUCCAGAGCCUAGACU
Messenger RNA from Serpula lacrymans var. lacrymans S7.9, 837 nucleotides. RefSeq lists its product as uncharacterized. NCBI's taxonomy places the organism in Eukaryota, Fungi, Basidiomycota, Agaricomycetes, Boletales, Serpulaceae. The record is from RefSeq and is a predicted model, not a curated record. The transcript has 8 exons. Gene Ontology annotation, molecular function: DNA binding; cyanate hydratase activity. The coding region runs from base 255 to 746 and encodes 163 amino acids.